AAUUUCUCACGAAGAAUUUGUGUCCUGUUUUUUUGAAGAAAAUGAGUGGUCGAGGAAAAGGCGGGAAAGGUCUCGGGAAAGGAGGCGCCAAGCGUCAUCGCAAAGUUCUCCGUGACAACAUCCAAGGUAUUACUAAGCCAGCGAUUCGUCGUUUGGCUCGCCGUGGUGGAGUCAAGCGUAUCUCAGGUCUCAUCUACGAAGAGACCCGAGGAGUGCUUAAGGUGUUUCUGGAGAACGUCAUUCGUGAUGCCGUCACCUACACUGAGCACGCCAAGAGGAAGACCGUCACCGCUAUGGAUGUGGUUUACGCUCUGAAGCGUCAGGGUCGCACUCUGUACGGCUUCGGUGGGUAAAUCUGUCUCGUUUGGAAAUCCGUUUUGCAUCUACCCAAAGGCUCUUUUAAGAGCCGCC
Anguilla rostrata (American eel) is the source of this 411-nucleotide messenger RNA. Its product is annotated as histone H4. The coding region runs from base 42 to 353 and encodes 103 amino acids. Gene Ontology annotation, cellular component: nucleosome. NCBI's taxonomy places the organism in Eukaryota, Metazoa, Chordata, Actinopteri, Anguilliformes, Anguillidae. Gene Ontology annotation, biological process: nucleosome assembly. The record is from RefSeq and is a predicted model, not a curated record. The transcript has a single exon. Gene Ontology annotation, molecular function: DNA binding; structural constituent of chromatin; protein heterodimerization activity.